Messenger RNA from Suhomyces tanzawaensis NRRL Y-17324, 2118 nucleotides. RefSeq lists its product as uncharacterized. The record is from RefSeq and is a predicted model, not a curated record. NCBI's taxonomy places the organism in Eukaryota, Fungi, Ascomycota, Pichiomycetes, Serinales, Debaryomycetaceae. The coding region runs from base 1 to 2118 and encodes 705 amino acids. The transcript has a single exon.
AUGGCCGGCUUCCCUCGUCUCCCAUUGGUCCAUGGCGACACUGACGAUGAUGCAUCCAUCCAUCUCCACCGACAGAUUGGUCCCUCCAGACCUCUUCGAAGGCUGGUGCCAACUGACGAAAAGAUACUCGAGAUAGCUCACGACGAGUCGGUGGAUGACUUGGACACAAACAACAUCAACCACUACUACGAGCUCUACAGAAAGAACGGAUUGAACUUCCUCGAGCUGGACGAGUCUUCUGACGACAGCUACAGCCCUGAUUCCGGCUCUGACACCUACAACGAAAGCGAUGACGAAGACGGCUACGACCAUGACGCCAGCGAUGGCGAAGAACGCAUCCACGAGGACGAAAAGGAACGUUUCCGGCUGGGAGUGCCCGAAGAACCCCAGCAGCAGCCUGCUGAGGAGCACACUACAGAUGAGCCCCCUACGCACAAUAAAGGGUCCUCUGAUACCCUUCUCGGCCAGGAUUGGAGAGGGAUCACCUUGUUGGUGUUCAUAUUGGCAUACUUAAUCAGCCUAUUAAGACAAAGCGCAGUGAGUCAGCCGUUGGGCCCAGCGUGGACGUCCCGGCUCAACAAGGUGGACCGUGCGUUGGACCAGUUGUCAGACAUCACCAGCGGGUUGUCGACGAGACAGGACUUCCUUGAUGCCAACCACGAGAGCUUGGCCAAAAAUCUCAACACGAGGUUCGAAUCGUUGAACCAGAAGUUCCAUGCGGUGGAAAAAUCGCUACUUGGCGACAACCAGCAGUUCCAGCACCUUGCGCACGAGUUCGAGACGUUGAAGACGUCCAUCAACUCCACCGUGAACCACGACAGGCUCGAUGCCAUCAACGCCAAGCUUGCGGUCUUCGACGGCUUGUCCAGCACCGUGGAGUCGCUCCAGGCCCAUCUCCUCGAUCAGUUGGUGGCGUCGCUCCCCCAGCAUGUGCCAGUCUACAUCAAAGACAGAAAGAUCCACUUUCUUCCGGAGUUCCACAAAUACUUGUACAAUUUUGUCGACACCUACACCAGCAACAAAACCGGCCACUCUCCCUCCAGCAACCCGUCGUGGGCCCUGUUCCUCGAGUCCAACCAAGCCUCGUUGGAUGCCUACAUUGAGACCAGGGCCGGGGGGCUCAACCUCCAGCAAAUUUCAAAGGACAAGUUGGAGCAAAUUCUCCGCCAGAAAUUCGAGCAAAACAACAAGUACAUUUUUGGCAAGAUAAACGAGGUGAUUGACGACCUCACAGCGGUUGAUCAUGCCCACAACACCACCACUGGUGCCCGUUUCAGCAGUGCCUCCAACACAAUUCUUUUGAAUAAUUUGCUCGAAACGUUCGCCAAGGGCGCCAUCAAGGUCAAUUAUGCAGAUUACGGACUAGGAGCACGCAUUCUAGGGUUUCUUACCAAAUCGGGCGCACGAGCACCCACUUCCAGCAAGUCGUUGGGAAGACGGAUAUUUUUUGGAUGGUACGACUAUUUGUCCGGAGCUUCUGGUGGGCUAGUGGGUCGGAGCCCAGGCGUGUGGAAAUACAACGCCAACAACGUGCUAUUGGACAAUGGCCAGGGGUGGCAGUGUGAGUCGAAUCGGUGCACGCUCGGUGUCCGCAUGUUCAGUCCGGUGAUAUUGACCGAUAUUGUGCUUGCUAAUCCUGUCAAUGCAGAGGGCGACAGUGUGUCUGCGCCGCGGGUGGUGGCAGUGUGGGUGAAGCCUCGCAAUGCAGCCCACGCAACCCAGUUGCGCGAGCAUCUCCAGCGGUACCAGCUUGACGCAGACACCACCAACAACCGGUACUUGGAAAAGUUCGUCAAGGUCAAGGAGACCCGUGUCAACCACCCCCAGGCAAUCACCCACAUCCGCAUGCCUGUGAGUAUGGUCAACCUCCGUAUCCCUGUGCGAGACAUCUACCUCGAGCUCCUGUCGCCCAUUAACACGGAGACGGGGCUCACCAGCUUCAAGGCGUACGGAAUCACCGAAUUGAACGCAUACAGACACAGCACCCAUUUCGAUGCCCUUUUGGACAAACUCCAGACACAACCGGAGGACGAAGAGGCGGCAGCCGCAGCUCACCCCCAAAUCGUGAUCGACGACAGUUGGGACGACUUGGUUUUGGGCGACGACCCCGUGUUGUAG